AUGUUAUACUUCCCACGGCUACAAUAUCAAGGACUCAUCAAUUCACUGAUGGUUGAUUCGAACAUCUCCCAGUUCUGGAGUCGCGAUGAAAGCGUCAUAACGCCAGUAAUUCUUUUUGUCAAUCUGAUAUCUGCUUCCGUUCUUGAGCUUGAAGACCAACAACACCAAGCAGAGGUCGCCAUAGUGAAUACCACAUCAGGGAAUACCAACAUGGAAGAUAUCCAGAUUCCAGAUAGCGGAGGGGAACACUUGUUCGGGAUAGACCUAGUCACAUCCGCAUUUGCUAACAUAACCGGGAGGACAAAUAUGUCGUGCGGCGGGGAGAAUGUUGAGAAACUGAGUGAGAUGGGUGUGCGUAAAGCUGCGGCCGAUUCUGCCGAGAUAGUGGACACGUAUUGUACCUCCUCACAGUACGAUAGUAUGCAGCGUGAUCUGCUGCGCGAGGAUGGAGAUGAGGCAGAGGACGUCUCUAAUUGGUCCACCAAUAAUUCAGUCUUCGCUCUAACAGCUAUGGCAUACUAUCAGAUGGAUACAAACCAUAAUUUAGAGGGUCAUGGAGUAGUGCCACGUAGCGCGUACAUUCGAAGGGUGCGGGGUUAA
Molecule: messenger RNA, 600 nt
Organism: Suillus discolor
Lineage: Eukaryota; Fungi; Basidiomycota; Agaricomycetes; Boletales; Suillaceae
Exons: 6
Coding region: 1-600 (199 amino acids)
Source: RefSeq, a predicted model, not a curated record